AUGUUCAGCAGCAAGCGCAAGAAGGUGGCGGACCUGGACGAGGUGGAGGACUUCCUCUACGAAUUCCUCGGUGACAAGCUGAGGGUGGAGGCCGAAGACGGAUCCGUCGAGGAGGUGUCCGACAUUCUCAUCGACCUGUACGACUCGAUCUACAAGGACGCCAACAUCGCGCCCUUUGAGAAGCUGGAGAAGGACUGGAUGGCCAAGCAGGCCAAGAUCGCCAAGACGGAGAGGCCGCGUCGAGAGCGGUCUUCCUCUUCAACUUCUUCCUCCUCGGCAGCCGGUACGACGCCCACGCCCACGCCCACGCAGGAGGUGGAGAUGACGGAGGCCUCCGCCCCGGAAAGCAAGGUGGACGCAGAUGGGUGGGAGACGGUGAACCACAAGAAGAAGAGAAGAUAG
This is a messenger RNA of Acanthamoeba castellanii str. Neff, 402 nucleotides long. RefSeq lists its product as uncharacterized. The coding region runs from base 1 to 402 and encodes 133 amino acids. Gene Ontology annotation, cellular component: nucleus. Gene Ontology annotation, biological process: maturation of SSU-rRNA from tricistronic rRNA transcript (SSU-rRNA, 5.8S rRNA, LSU-rRNA). Lineage: Eukaryota; Discosea; Longamoebia; Acanthamoebidae. The transcript has 3 exons. The record is from RefSeq and is a predicted model, not a curated record.